GAGUAAAAUGUUGCUUUUUCACACGCUUUAUUAGAGCUAAUAGUUUGAAUUUGAUACAUGUCUGGAACUGGUGAGCUUCACCUACUCUCCAGAUUGAGAUGCAAGCUAUCAAUGGCACUGCAGAGCUCUCUUACAUGUUCCAUGGACAUUUAACGUGCAACAGUGAGAUUAUGCUGAUAACUGUCAGGAUGUCAGGCAGAAGAGUAGUGGUAUUCCCCUCAGCAGCAGAGCUUGGUCCAGCUCUGGCUCACCUGGUAGCAUCUCGGGCAGACAAGGCCCUGUUGGACCAUGGCCGGUUCUCCCUGGGCCUCUCAGGGGGCAGCCUGGUGUCCAUGCUCAGCAAGGAGCUGCCUGCCCUGCCAGACCUGGACUGCAGCCACUGGCUAGCAGGGUUCUGUGAUGAGAGGCUGGUUCCCUUCAACGAUGGAGAGAGUACCUAUGGACUGUACAAGAAUCAGUUGUUCUCCAAAAUCAACAUCCCAGACAGUGGGAUCCUGGCGAUUGACCCCUCUUUAUCUGUACAGGAGUGUGCUGAGGAUUAUGCCCGCAAACUGAAGGAGGCCUUCCCGAAGGAGGAUAUCCCUGUGUUUGAUCUGUUGCUGUUGGGCAUGGGGCCUGAUGGACACACCUGUUCCCUCUUCCCAGACCAUCCCCUGCUGGAGGAAACCCAGAAAAUUGUGGCCCCAAUCGGUGACUCGCCCAAGCCCCCACCACAACGUGUGACCAUGACAUUUCCCAUGGUGAACUUAGCCCGCUGUGUGGUCUUUGUGUCAACAGGGGGCAGCAAAGCACCAGUGCUAAAGCAAGUGCUGGAGGGUGGGGAAGGCCCGGCACUACCUGCAGCCAGAGUGGUCCCCAGCCACGGUGAGCUGUUCUGGCUCAUAGAUGAACCAGCCGCUGCCUCCUUGACACUCCAGGUGGAGAGACCAGGCUCUGCAGCAAAACUCUAAAGACCAAAGAGAAGGACAAAAAGGAAUUGAAGAACUCAACAUUCACAGAGAAAAAUGUACAGGAUAUCACUGAACAUUCCUGUUUCUAUUUGACAGUGUUAUGUUUUAGACGUGAGAUUAAAACCUACAUAUCAUGAAAAUGGGAUGUAAGUGAAUGAAUGAAUAUGAAAAACAUUGGAUUGUUAACACAUCCGUUGUAGAACUGUGCUGAGUGUAUGUAUCAUGAUGGGAAAACCAUUUGAAGUAGUUGCUGGAUAAUUCAUUCCAGAUCAAACAGUGUAACGUCAUAAUAAUACAAAUAGAUUUACUAUUAAAGUUUCAGGGUUCUGAUUUCAUGAAAACUUUAGUGUGUACAAUCUUGUGGAACUGUUUGGGAUUCCAACUAGCUCAGCCAGAAAGUCUCCAUAUGGGACCAGUGUUUACUUUGUUACUAAUCUGUUGACCUCUGUACUUUAAAGUUCGACUUUGCAUUUGACUAUCAAAGUGGGCGAUAACAUUUUGGGCAUGCAAUUCUGUCUAACCAAAAAAUGUAGGAUUUUGAUGGUAAACUGAAGUGGCACAUGCCCUUAGCUAAAGGGUACAAUGGUGAAAAUAAAUAAUUGUAUAGAAUUCUCAAUAUUAACAUUAAGAACUGAUGAAUAAAGGUAAAACAAAUCAUUUGCUCAA
Molecule: messenger RNA, 1616 nt
Organism: Oncorhynchus mykiss (rainbow trout)
Lineage: Eukaryota; Metazoa; Chordata; Actinopteri; Salmoniformes; Salmonidae
Gene: pgls
Product: 6-phosphogluconolactonase
Biological process (GO): carbohydrate metabolic process; pentose-phosphate shunt
Molecular function (GO): 6-phosphogluconolactonase activity
Source: RefSeq, a predicted model, not a curated record